AUGAAGACUUGGAGGAAGUUUGUUGAGGCUGUGGACUGGGUGAGCAUAAGGGUUGAGCUUUCCGCGGAGAUGGAGGAAGUAAAGCCUGUUGUCAUGGGAGAUAAUGGAAACAUGUUUGAAGGAGCGCGAGAAUUGGAAGACACCGUCAAGAAUUUUGAUUCUGCGGAUGAGCUUGAGAUCGCCGAAGUGGAUGAUUCAACAAGUGACGUCAAAGAGUUCAUUGAUGAAGCAAUCAUCGAGCUCAUGAGGAUCGAAGAUCUUGUCGAAGAUGUAUACGAUGUGCUGGAAGAGGAUAAAGAACUCGUUGAUGACUGUGAUGAAGUUGCAGGCAACGAUUGGGUGAAUACUGAGGUUUCAGUAGAGGUUUCAGUAAAGGUCUGCGACUCGCUAGAUGUGCUCCCAACUGAGAUGACAGUUAUUGUAGACGAUAUUGAGGACGUGGCGGAAAAGAUCUGGGAUGUGGAAGAUGACAAGGUCUCUGUCGAUGUCAUUGACACAACAGAUGAAUUGCUCGUUGUGUCGCUAGAGGUUGACCAGACAAAAGAGCUGGAGUUGCUGGAGUGGGAAGAAGGUAGCAGCGUCGAGCUCGUAACGAUAGAUGGAACAAAGGUUGGGGUGAAAAGGUUCGAAGGGGACACGCUGGAUGUUAAGGACCAUGUUGUUGAGAUAGUUGUGGACGUGCUUGACGGGACAAGAGACGUCGAUGAAUUGGUAGCGCUGAAUGGUUUGGUAGUAGUUGAGCUGAUUCUGUGCAAGGAGGUUAUUGGAAUAGAUGUCGAAGGAUCUGGUACUGAAGAGAUUGACGGUGGUGGUGUUAUGGAUACUGAGAGAGUUUUUGUGGCAGAACCGGAGUGCUUGUCAUGCAAGAUUGAUGCCCUCUAG
Messenger RNA from Thermochaetoides thermophila DSM 1495, 882 nucleotides. RefSeq lists its product as uncharacterized. Lineage: Eukaryota; Fungi; Ascomycota; Sordariomycetes; Sordariales; Chaetomiaceae. The transcript has 4 exons. The record is from RefSeq and is a predicted model, not a curated record. Bases 1 to 882 code for a protein of 293 amino acids.